AUCUGGCAACCCGUUGUACAGUAUAAGAUAGCAACAGCCUCAGUUAAGCAACAUUGGUUUCCCGGCUACAAAACAGACUUGUGCAGAUUGGAAGAAGCAUUGCCAUUGCUGAAUCGGUUUCAGUACAACUCUGCAAUCUUUUACGACCACUUACUGGAUCAUUCUCUCUCAACUUUGCAUAAUAUAUUUCGAGCCAUUGCUUAUAAGCAUCUAUCACCCUUCACCAAGUCAUGGCGCCCCCAAGCCUACCACAAACUCCGACCCUGGCGUCUGCACACACUGGAAUACCGGAACGUCUGCUCCACAAGGCUACAUACGCGAAGUCCCUCAUUUAUGACGGCAAGACAGUCCCCGACACCUACUCCCUCGAACGUGGGCUGCCAAUUCCACAAGGCAUAUCGAAGAAGGCAUUUCUAAGCGCCAUUGAAGAAUUGAAGUCCGCUAUUGGGAAUGAAAACGUUCAAUUGAACGAGAAAGAGGUCAAGAAUGGCUGGUACAUGGAGCAUCCCAAUACGCAUGAUAUGAUGCCACUGCUGGACGCCGAAGAAUUCAUCGCAUCGGCCGUCGUAUACCCAGGCUCCGUGGCUGAAGUUCAACUAAUCGUACGCUGGGCAAACCAGCACCUCAUCCCCCUGUUCCCCAUCUCCAUUGGUCGCAACCUGGGAUACGGCGGUGCUGCGCCCCGAGUGCGUGGUUCCGUGACCAUGGAUCUCGGACGCAGGAUGAACAAGAUUCUGGAUAUCAACGCGGAGAAUUACACCUGCCUGGUGGAGCCAGGCGUAACGUACUACGCAUUGCACGAGGAGCUUGUACGGAGAGGGCUACAGGACAAGAUGUGGAUCGAUUGCCCCGAUCUGGGAGGAGGCAGCGUCAUAGGAAACGCGCUCGAUAGAGGCGUGGGCUAUACGCCGUACGGAGAUCAUUGGGGAAUGCACAGCGGACUCGAGGUCGUGUUACCCACCGGCGAACUGGUUCGGACGGGCAUGGGGGCACUGGAGGGUGCGAAUACCUGGCAGUGUUUUCCGUAUGGAUUUGGUCCGUAUAAUGAUGGCAUCUUCUCCCAGUCCAACUUUGGCAUCGUUACCAAGAUGGGUAUGACUUUGAUGCCGAACCCUGGCGGCUAUGAAUCCUUUAUGUAUACUUUCCAGCACGACUCCGACCUGGGCCCUCUGAUGGAUAUUAUCCGGCCUCUGCGGAUAUCCAAUAUUCUCGAGAAUGUGGCCCAAGUCCGCCACGGCCUCCAGACCCUCUCCGUAAAAGGGCAUCCUCGCACGAAAUACUGGUCCGGCAAAGGCCCCAUGCCCGAGUCCGUCUACCGUGAGCAUCUCAAAGAGACGGCCACGGGAGACUGCGCAUGGGUCUACUACGGCAUGGCGUAUGGACCGCCGCACAUCCGCGCGCACAAACUGGCCAUCAUCGACUCCGAGUUCCAUCGCAUUGCGGGCUGCAAGAAGAUCGACCCUGCGACGAUGCCAAAGGACGAAUACUUCUGGUCGCGUGACCGCAUCGCGUCGGGGACGCCGGAUCUCGAGGAGCUCAAGUGGGUCAAUUGGAUGCCCAACGGGGCGCACAUCGCCUUCUCGCCUGUAAGCCCUAUCUCUGGAAAGGAUGCCGAGGCGUUGUACACCAUGGCGAAAAGGAGACACACAGAGCAGGGGUUCGAUUUGAUGCCAGCAUUCUGUGUGGGAUUGAGGGAGAUGCAUCUGAUCGUCGAGAUUGUGUAUGAUGCACAGGAUGGAGACAUGAGAAGGAGGGCGGAGAGGUGUUUGAGAGAUAUGAUCGAUGACGCAGCAGCACUGGGAUAUGGCGAAUACCGAACGCACCUUGCGCUCAUGGACCAAGUCGCCGCAACGUAUAAUUUCAACGACGGGGCACUAAUGAAGCUCAACAAUACACUCAAAGACGCACUGGAUCCUAACGGCAUCCUGGCGCCUGGUAGAUGUGGUAUAUGGCCGGCCAGAUAUAGAGGGAGAGGAUGGGAGUUGACCACUAAGGAUACGGGAAGGAGCAGCGAGGGUGACGGUGUCGCGAAGAAGGCUGGGGAAGUGAAAAUCUGAGGGAAGGAUCCCAACCAGGGACCGAGAAAAAAUGGCAAAGCAUAUGCAGAUAGGAGAAACGUACUCACGCCUUUCCAAAGGCAUUAGCAAAAAAUCUCC
This is a messenger RNA of Westerdykella ornata, 2156 nucleotides long. Its product is annotated as FAD-linked oxidase-like protein. Gene Ontology annotation, molecular function: FAD binding; D-lactate dehydrogenase (NAD+) activity; D-lactate dehydrogenase (cytochrome) activity. Gene Ontology annotation, cellular component: mitochondrion. Lineage: Eukaryota; Fungi; Ascomycota; Dothideomycetes; Pleosporales; Sporormiaceae. The coding region runs from base 231 to 2057 and encodes 608 amino acids. The transcript is spliced from 5 exons. The record is from RefSeq and is a predicted model, not a curated record. Gene Ontology annotation, biological process: lactate catabolic process.